Molecule: messenger RNA, 718 nt
Organism: Quercus lobata
Lineage: Eukaryota; Viridiplantae; Streptophyta; Magnoliopsida; Fagales; Fagaceae
Product: tropinone reductase homolog At5g06060-like
Exons: 3
Coding region: 327-686 (119 amino acids)
Molecular function (GO): oxidoreductase activity
Source: RefSeq, a predicted model, not a curated record
UUCUAUUCUUUGUUAUUCUUGUCAAAAUAUAUAUUCUAUUGACAAAAAAUUUGAUGAAAGUGGAUGAAAGGAUGAAAUAUUGAGAUGUCGUUUUAAAAUUUUCAGAGAUGAAGAUAAAACUUCUUAAAUUAUAGACAAAAAUAGAGUAUCUACUAAUAAUACUAGAUAUAUUGGAUGGACGAAUACUCAAAACUUGCUUUGGCUUCCUUCUUUCAUGAUUUAUUUUGUAUUUUUAUUCUUCUCUAAAUGUCAUGAUUGUCAUCAUUGAAUCAGUUGGUUUCUUUGCUUAUUAUUUCUGUUAGAGAGGGAAGAGUGUUAGGAAAGCAAUGGGUUUGGCAGAUAACAGAUGGUCACUUAAGGGAAUGAGCGCUCUUGUAACUGGUGGAACAAAAGGAAUCGGGUAUGCUAUUGUGGAGGAGCUGGCCAAACUAGGCGCAAGAGUACAUACUUGUUCUCGAAAUGAAGCUGAGCUAAAUGGAUGCUUAAAGGCUUUGGAAGAUAAAGGGUUUGUGGUUUGUGGUUCAGUCUGUGAUGCAUCGUCUAAAGCCCAAAGAGAGAAGCUAAUGGAGUCUGUCUCCUCUGUAUUUAAUGUAAUGCUUAACAUCCUAGUGAAUAAUGUUGGGACCGCUAUAUGGAAACCAGCAAUUGAGUAUGAAAGUUCAAAAAACGUGUAUAAACACCUUUGAACGUUGUUGAAGGCUAAAAUUUCACAAAAAAG